AUAUGUGUCCGAACUCCGAAGGCGAAGGGCUCAAUUUUCAAAUUGAAUUCCAAUGCUCCUUCCACCGCUUCCUCGCUCUUCUCCUUCUCCUUCUCCAUCGCCAUUAAUUCCUGGUCGGUCCCUUCGAAGAGCGCCUUUGCUGUGAGAUCCGAGCUCGAGCACCGCUGCCAUGGCGAUGGCGGCCACCAUCGAGGACCUCCACGAGGACGUGCUCGCCCUCGUCCUCCGCCGCCUCGACGGGCCCUCGCUCGCCGCGGCCAGCUGCGCCAGCGCGCGCCUCCGCGGCCUCUCCGGCGACCCCGCCAUUUGGCGCGACCUCUGCCUCGCCACGUGGCCCUCCCUCCGCCUCCUCCCCCUCCCCCUCCCCCUCCCCCCGCCCCAGUCCCUCUUCUCCGACGCGUUCCCCUUCCCCCGGUGCCGCGCGCAGGCGCAGGCGCAGGGGCAGUCGCCGCCCCGGGGGGUCCCUCCCCGGCCCCUCCGCGGCCUCAUCUCCGCCGUCGACCUCUACCACCGGGGCGCCCCGGUCUUCUCGCGCGUCCUCGAGACCCGCGCCGCCUCCCCCUGGUUCCUCGGCUCCCCCUUCCGCAUCGACGCGCUCGACCCCAAGCACGAGGCGCCCUCGGCGGCGGCGAUCUCGAUCUCGCCCGGGGAGCUGACCCUGAGCUGGAUCGUGAUCGACCCGGCUCGCGGGCGCGCGGUGAACCUGUCGAGCCGGAGGCCGGUCCGCGUGGACCGGCACUGGUUCACGGGGGAGACCCUGGUCCGGUUCGCCACGGUGGUGCGCGAGUUCUCCGUGACGGCGGCGGUCACGUGCGGCGAGGGGGAGGAUCCGGUGCGCGAGGUGAGCCUGGUGGUGGAGGACGCGGACGGGAUCGGGGUGAGCGGCGGAGAGAGCCUGGGGAUCAUCGGGGAAGCGCUCGAGGGAGCGAGGAGAGGAAGAGGAAGAGGCGAGGAGGAGGCGAACAGGAGAUACGACGAGUUCAUGAGGAGGCGGAAGAGGAGGAAGGAGAGCAAAGCCAGAAGGGAGGGCUUGGUCGACUUCCUCUGCACCGCCGUUGGGGCCGCCGUUUCCUUGGCUUUCUUGCUCCUCGUGGCCCUCGGCUGAACCCGAAUCCGAACCCGAAUUCGACCCGGACCCGGACCAGGAGGGUAAAGUUGCUACCGGGGCUCUUUUUUUUUUUUUUAAUCUUCAAGUUCACCCUCUCUGUCUCUCUCUCUCUCUCUCUCUCUCUCUCUGUGAAAAGAAGGCGGUGUAUAGCUUUGCUUCUCCCUUUUUUCCUUUUUCCUUUUCUUUUCGGCUUAAGUUUAAUAAAUAACGGAUGAUGAUAUUGUACCUAACUGAAAUAUCUAUUAGCUAGAA
Ananas comosus (pineapple) is the source of this 1360-nucleotide messenger RNA. Its product is annotated as probable F-box protein At1g60180. The transcript has a single exon. Bases 170 to 1105 code for a protein of 311 amino acids. The record is from RefSeq and is a predicted model, not a curated record. Gene Ontology annotation, molecular function: protein binding. Lineage: Eukaryota; Viridiplantae; Streptophyta; Magnoliopsida; Poales; Bromeliaceae.